Rosa rugosa (rugosa rose) is the source of this 2732-nucleotide messenger RNA. RefSeq lists its product as uncharacterized. NCBI's taxonomy places the organism in Eukaryota, Viridiplantae, Streptophyta, Magnoliopsida, Rosales, Rosaceae. The transcript has 6 exons. Bases 402 to 2732 code for a protein of 776 amino acids. The record is from RefSeq and is a predicted model, not a curated record.
UCAGUUCCCAUCCCGUCUCCUAUAGCUAGACGGCGUGCAAGACUCUCUAAAUCAGUUCCUAACCCGUCUCCUCUAGCUAGACGGCAAGACUCUCUCUUUCUCUCGCUCUCUCGUUCAAAGCUGGUUCUUAGCAAUCCGGCCUCAGUUUCUAUCACGACUACAGAAUCAAGCAAGGUCUCUCUAUCACUGCCCUAAAUUGGUGAUUUCUGUUCGUCUCAGUCAGGUGAAGAAGAAAAGUUACAACUUUGAUGCACUAUUAUCAUCGCUAAUUAUUCCUGGGAUUGGUCUUGGAUAGGUAUUCUUAAUAUUGAAGAGGAUACGUAUUGUACUUAAUUGGAACAUUUGCAAGACUAACAAGGAAGGUGUAGCAUUCUCUUGGGAGAAAAUCUAGGAGAAUAAACAUGGAUAAGAGUUGGAUUGAUAUACGAGAAACGGACUGGCAUAAAUAUGAAGAUGGAGUUGAUAGUUUUUUGGAGUUUGCAUUCGCCAACAGCGUUGAUCCAACAAGGAUAAAGUGUCCUUGUAAGCUAUGUCGCAAUCGCUAUUUUAAGUCUAGGGAGGAAGCAAGAGAGGAUAUACUGGUAGACGGAUUUUGGGAAACAUAUAGAAUAUGGGAUAAACAUGGUGAACCUUCCAGACCUGCGGCUGCAUGCCAAGGUAGUGGGGUUAACUCUGAUUCGGUCCUCAUUGAUGAUAUGUUUGGCAUGAUUAAUGAGGCGAUUGGGAUUCCCACUGCAAAUCCUGGUCUAGGUGAUGAUUUUCCGGUAGAAAGUGAAAAUGUUGAGGGACCAAAUGAGGAAUCUGCGAAAUUUAUUAAAUUGCUCAAAGAUGCAGAAUGUCCCUUAUAUCCCGGUUGUGAAAAGUUUACAAAACUGUCAUUCAUUGUUCGACUAUUACACUUGAAAGUUCUUUGUGGAUGGACAAACAAGUCUCUCGAUUUAUUGCUGGAGCUUUUAAAAUCUUCUUACCCUGAUGGAGUAAGCUUACCAGAUUCUUUUUAUGAGGCUCAAAAGCUGACUGCUGACUUAGGCUUCACAUACAAAACUUGGGAUGCAUGUCCUAAUAAUUGUAUGUUAUUUAGAAAUGAGGAUGAGAAACUUCAAAAAUGUGCUAUUUGUGGAGAAUCUCGAUAUAAAGAGUCUGAGCAUGAUUCUAAUGACCAGCAGAGUGGUAGAAAAAUUCCUGCAAAACAAGUGAGGUACUUUCCUUUAAAACCACGUUUACAGAGAUUGUUUAUGUCUUCUAAAACUGCUUCCCUUAUGAAGUGGCAUGCAGAAGACCGGACCAAAGAUGACGUGCUAAGGCAUCCAGCUGACAGUCCUGUGUGGAAAACACUAGAUCAAAAGUUUCCAGAUUUUUCUAGUGAUAGUCGCAAUGUUAGACUUGGGUUAGCGGCUGAUGGGUUUAACCCAUUCCGAACAAUGUCCAUAGCUCACAGUACAUGGCCUGUUGUUCUAAUACCUUAUAACUUGCCGCCUUGGAUGUGCAUGAAGCAACCGUUUUUCAGUUUGUCAACGCUCAUUGAUGGCCCGAAAGGACCUGGAAAUAAAAUUGAUGUAUUUCUACAACCUUUAAUUGAAGAGCUAAAAGAAUUAUGGCAUGAAGGUGUUCCUACUUACGAUGCCUCAACUAAUCAGAUGUUCAACUUGCGUGCCAUGUUGUUAUGGACAAUCAACGACUUUCCGGCUUAUGCAAAUUUAUCAGGUUGGAGCACUAAGGGUGCUAAAGCAUGUCCUUGUUGCAGUAAGAAUACUAAAUCUAGUUGGUUGAAACAUGGGAGGAAGUAUUGUUAUAUGUGUCACCGUAGAUUCUUACCAAGGAAUCAUAAAUUUCGAAAAGAUAAAGUAUCUUUUGAUGGCAAGCAAGAAUGGGGUCGAGCACCAAAUCGAUGUUCUGGGACUGAGGUGAAAAGACAAUUGCAGAAUGUACUUACAGAGUAUAAGAAGGAAGAUCUUCGAAAGAGGAAAAGAGAAGAAUUCGAGAACAAAAAAGGUCAGGAUGAACACAUUUGGAAAAAAAAGAGUAUUUUUUUUGAGCUACCAUAUUGGGAGCAUAAUUUAAUUCGUCAUAAUCUCGAUGUUAUGCACAUUGAGAAAAAUUGUUUGGAUAAUAUACUUUGGACAUUGUUGGGAGUUCCGGGAAGAAGUAAGGAUAAUUUGAAGUCUCGCCGUGAUUUAGAAGAAUGGGGAAUUAGGGAGCCUUUACAUCCUCAGCAACGGGGUUCUAAUAAAGCAUAUUUAUGUCCUGCAUGUUUUUCCAUGAAUAGGGACAAUAAGGAUAUCUUUCUACAAGUUUUAAAGAGAGUAAAACUUUCAGAUGGCUAUGCGUCAAACAUAUCUCGACGUGUUCGCUUAAAAGAACGUACUAUCUCGGGUCUCAAGAGUCAUGAUAACCAUAUAUUGAUGCAGCAAUUACUUCCAAUAGCUGCACGAAGAGCACUCCCUAAGAAUGUUGUUGAAGCAUUGAUUGAGUUGGCUAAUUUCUUUAGGCAACUAUGCUCAAAAGUAAACAAACCAUCUGAUUUGAAAGAUAUUCAAGAAAGAAUUGUUCUUACACUUUGUCAUCUUGAGAAGAUCUUUCCAAUGUCAUUCUUUGAUAUUAUGGAACACUUGCCUAUCCAUUUAGCUGAAGAAGCGUUGCUUGCGGGUCCUGUACAAUUUCGGUGGAUGUAUCCCAUUGAGAGGUUUUUAUUUACAUUAAAAGAAUAUGUUCGUAAUUUUUUUAUGAUAUGA